GGGGCCGGCGGAAGCAGCGGCGGGGCUGGGCCGGGCCGGGCCGGGCCGGGCCGGGCCGGGCCGCGCCGCGCCGCGCCGAUGCUGCCCGCGGGCCGCGGCCGAAGGGCGGCGGCGGCGCUGAAGGCGGCGCUUGGCGAGGUCGCGGAGCGGCGGCGGGAACUGGAGCAGCGGGCGGCGCGGAGCCGGGCGCUCCUGGGGCGCUGGGAUGAUGAGGAAGAAGAGCGGCCGCAGCCACAAGCAGGCUCCAGCCCUGAGCAUGAAGACAAGCCUUCAGCCAAGGAGCUAGAGGAGCUGGAACUGCUGAACAGGGCCUUAGAGAAGGCACUGAAAGUCAGGAAAAGCAUCUUGAAAACUCCAUUAGAGGCUCAGGGAGCUAGAGGACAGAAAUGGGCAGGUGAGGCACAUGCUCCCAAGAAAGCUGAAGAGCAGCAGGCGCCUGUACCUGCUGAGGAUGUUCCUGAGUGCAGGAAGGUGAGAGCUGGAGGCAAAAAGCCUUUGUUGUUGAAGAAGCCCUCCCCAUACCAGUUAAGAGCCCCUUACAGGACUGACCCAGAUGUGAAGAAACUGCAAAGGAAAGUCCCAGCCAGAUGUGUUUCUCAAGCUCCCAGGACAGCUGGGAAGAUUUCCUCAAAAGGAGUGACUUCCAAACAGGGAAGGAGUCACAGGACAGCAACUGGUGCCAGUGCUCGAGAAGUCUGUGCUGCAGCUGAACCCAAGGAGACACCAGGCUUGUCUGAAUCUGCCCCAAAUGAGCAGCAAAGCUUUUCUGGAGGGGAUUCAGCUCCAGGAAAGAAUUCCACAGUUGCUGGCAAGCAGUUACUUGAUGCAGGGAAGAAAAGUUGUGGUUUCCUGGGAGAGUACAGCAAAAAGAAGGACACUGCAGGUGCAUGGGGAAGGAGCACCUCACCAGGGACAGGCACCCUGCAGGAAAAGGGAUGCCAGCUGAACCUCCCCCUUCCCUACAGGAAAGCCUAUUCCAGGAAUUCCAGGGCAUGGGAGAGAUGUCGCCUGUGCCAAACAAGUGCAGAUGCAGCAGCUGCAAGGACCCAUUUUAUGGAGAGGAUCCAGACAACUUUUUGCUCCCCAAAGCUGACCCCCAGUCCUGCAGAGAUAGAGGAGGAAUUAAGGGGCCUCCAGGAUGUCCCCUCCCGUCUGAGGCAGUAUAUGGAAGCUGAGCCUGCAGACCCUCCCACUCUGCAAAGAGAGUAUGAAAGCCUUCUGACCUUGGAGGGUUUGCAAAGCACAGUGUCCCAGUGCCUGCAGAAGCUGCAGCUGCUGCAAGAAGCUCUGGAGUCCCAGCUGAGGCUGUGCCCAAACUGCCCUGGGGAUGUGGGGAGCUGCUCUCCGGCCUGUGUCCCUGCCAGGGGACAGACAUGUGACAGUGCAGACAUGUCGGCCUUGCCUCUCCUCUGUUACUCCAGUCUCCAGGAACUGAGGGACCUGUUUGCCUUGAAGGUGCAAGUGUCAAUGAUGCACCAAGAGAUUGCCUUACAAAAGGGAACAAUCAUGGAAUCACAGAGUAACUUUGAUUUGGAAGAGACCCAACUCCUGGCCCUGCAUAGACAGCCCAAGAAUCCCACCCUCUGCCUGAGAGCAUUGUCCAACCACUCCUGGAGCUCUGGCAGCCUUUAGAGAGGUGGCUGACACAUGCAGUUGUCCUCUCUCCUGAGCAGGCAGUGUGCAGCAGGCUGGGUGAGUUUUGGUGUGCAGGCUGCUCAGACUUCAUAACCUCAUGCCAGAUGAAAAAAGAAAAAAACAAAAAUCCCAGGCAAAAUGUCUGUCUGAGCAUUAAUUCAGGAGUGGGGCACCAAAGACCAGCUUUUGUCCAGUGAUUGAAGUGACCUGUGCUUGAGUUGUCAGUGAGUCCUAAUGCCAGAGCUGAUGCUGAUGCUGCCCUGCGUUGUUUGACAGCAUGGGUUGAGAUCCCAGCAUAGGCUUAACAGAGCAACAGCCAGGCCAGGGAAUGUUGGACAGCCUGAGCAGCCCCCGUAGCCUGUUUGGGAUGGAGUUGCCACUCACAGCUCUGGCAUAACUGGGAGGUGAUGGGAACAGUCCUGAGAGAGGGGUUGAACUUUACCCUUGGGUGAGUGAGCACUUCACUGUGUGGCUGCAGAGCUCCUGAACCAGCCCCAGCUGCAGUUUCUUGCAGGGUGCUGAUCUCAUCGCAGUGCUGGGCCUUCCCUGCAGCAGGGCAGCAGCACUGCCACUUGACUCUGCUCUGGAAAUGCUGGGUGGCUGCUGAGGCAGCUCACGAG
Serinus canaria (Common canary) is the source of this 2255-nucleotide messenger RNA. RefSeq names its product tubulin epsilon and delta complex 2 (gene TEDC2). The record is from RefSeq and is a predicted model, not a curated record. The transcript is spliced from 10 exons. Bases 79 to 1632 code for a protein of 517 amino acids. NCBI's taxonomy places the organism in Eukaryota, Metazoa, Chordata, Aves, Passeriformes, Fringillidae.